AUGAGCUCUACAAGAAAUCGACCACAAUCAGCAAAGGGACGGCGACGACCUCCACCUACUAGCCUUCCUUCGUCUCCUUCAUAUCAUCAGCAUUCAAGUGAAAGGACUCAUACCGCUCCUGAUAAUACAAAAUCAGAGCUUCAAUCAACCUAUGUAACUGCAUCAAGCAGUAAACCAUUAGUUCGAGGGCUAUCGCAAGAUUCCGCAUUGCCUAAUUUCCCUCCAGCACCUGAAUCAACCGCAGCGUCUCUAUCUAAAUAUAAACGAUUGCCUUCUAUUGGUAACCGAGACACAGUUGACAUUAAAACAGUAACACCAAUUUUCCGACCGCAUCCUCCCAAUAGCAAUGCAACAACGUCGACUUUUAAACGAAAUCAUUUAGCUAGAAGAGCGAGCGAUCCGAAGUCAUGGCGACAAAUUCCUAUACCACCAGAACCAGAUGAUCAAGAUGAAGAUCGUAUUAUGUUAGCCGUUAAGCUUAAUAAUGGAAAAAGGAUCGAAAGAUGGUUUCGGCGAAGUAAUACUUUAAAUGACAUCAUUCGAUAUGCUGCUUACGCUGCCAAAUCUCUUGAAGUUUUAAGUCUUAUACUUGUUACUAAUGAAAUUCCUAAACGCGAAUUUGAUAAUUUAUCAAUGACUAUUGCUGAAGCGGAUAUAAAGCAGAGAACACUAUUGUAUUUACAGAGCAGAUAA
Trichoplax adhaerens is the source of this 693-nucleotide messenger RNA. RefSeq lists its product as uncharacterized. Gene Ontology annotation, cellular component: endoplasmic reticulum. The transcript is spliced from 2 exons. Gene Ontology annotation, molecular function: ubiquitin binding. NCBI's taxonomy places the organism in Eukaryota, Metazoa, Placozoa, Uniplacotomia, Trichoplacea, Trichoplacidae. The coding region runs from base 1 to 693 and encodes 230 amino acids. The record is from RefSeq and is a predicted model, not a curated record.